AUAAAUAUAAUUUCUAAUCAUAACUAAACAAUUUAUUAAUUAGAUCAAGCAUACAAUUUAUAAUUAUAAACAUGCUAAUUAAGGCAACCGUAUUGUUGUUUAUUGUGGCUAUUCUAUUGAGAGAGUAUCGAUGCUCAGGAUAUGAGCACAACUGCCAGUCCUAAUGGUGGGGCUGGACGUAGUGGUGGUAGACCUGGUGGAUCAAAGGGCAAUGGAGCUGAGCCUAGUAGGGCAAAAAUGGCCGGUGCUAACCAUAAGCAUAAAUGAUCAGUGUGCUAUUAAAUAAUACAAUUAUGUUUUA
Oppiella nova is the source of this 301-nucleotide messenger RNA. NCBI's taxonomy places the organism in Eukaryota, Metazoa, Arthropoda, Arachnida, Sarcoptiformes, Oppiidae. The record is from the annotation of a GenBank genome assembly.